This is a messenger RNA of Pseudophryne corroboree (corroboree frog), 494 nucleotides long. Its product is annotated as glutathione S-transferase theta-1-like. The transcript is spliced from 2 exons. The record is from RefSeq and is a predicted model, not a curated record. NCBI's taxonomy places the organism in Eukaryota, Metazoa, Chordata, Amphibia, Anura, Myobatrachidae. Gene Ontology annotation, cellular component: cytoplasm. Gene Ontology annotation, molecular function: glutathione transferase activity. Gene Ontology annotation, biological process: glutathione metabolic process. The coding region runs from base 3 to 464 and encodes 153 amino acids.
CAAUGACUCCUUAUCUUCUGGGUCAUGAAGCCACACCUGACAAGCUGGAUCCUGCGGUGGCUGAGUACAAUAACACCUUGAAGAAUAUAGAAGAAUACUUUUUACAGGACAAACCCUUUCUGGCUGGUGAUGAGAUCUCUAUCGCUGACCUGGUGGCUAUUGUGGAGAUUAUGCAGCCAGUUGGAGCGGGAAUUGAUGUUUUUGAAGGCAAACCAAAGUUGUCAGCCUGGAAGCACAGAGUGCAGGAGGCAGUUGGGGCAGAGCUCUUCAAUGAAGCACAUGAAGCUGUACUGCAUGCCAAAGAUAUGAAGAAUCGGCCCAUUCCCCCAGAACUUAAGGAGCGACUGAAAGACUGCGCCAUUUCACUUCCUGAUGGAACUGUUCUGAAGGAUGAGGGCUACAGACCUGCAAUUAAGCAAUUGCCUCGUUGCUAUAUGUUGGCAUUUACAACAUGUCUACAGUAGGAACAGUUUGGAAAUAAACAUAUCUGAAAA